This is a messenger RNA of Cladophialophora psammophila CBS 110553, 1344 nucleotides long. RefSeq names its product salicylate hydroxylase. Bases 1 to 1344 code for a protein of 447 amino acids. Gene Ontology annotation, molecular function: monooxygenase activity; FAD binding. The record is from RefSeq and is a predicted model, not a curated record. Gene Ontology annotation, biological process: secondary metabolite biosynthetic process. The transcript is spliced from 2 exons. Lineage: Eukaryota; Fungi; Ascomycota; Eurotiomycetes; Chaetothyriales; Herpotrichiellaceae.
AUGUCCAGCUUCGCAAGGCUACCUCCGUCCGGCAUCAAGGUGAUUAUUGUCGGUGCUGGAUUUGCUGGACUGUGUGCCGCAAUAGAAUGUGAUCGGAAGGGGCAUUCUGUGAUAUUACUGGAGAGAGUCCCGGAACUGAAGCCCCUGGGAGAUAUCAUUAGCUUUUCGUCAAAUUCGGGUCAUAUCUUCGAACGAUGGGAAGGUGUUGUUGAGGAGCUUGAACCAAUCAGCCAUCACAGUGAAGGGCUUGAUUUUUAUGAUUGGAAAGGAAAUUUCGCUACGAGGCAAGUAUGGGAUGUCGAGAAGCAAUGGGGCAGACGGAUCAAUGGCCACCGGGGAGAGAUCCACCACGUUGUCUUCCAGCACGCCAAAGCCAGGGGAAUUGAUAUCCGGCUCGGUCAACAAGUGACGGAUUAUUUCGAGACAGACACAGAAGCGGGCGUGGUCGUGAACGGCGAGAGGCUAGUGGCCGACUGUGUGCUUGCAGCCGAAGGCGUCAAGUCGGCGGGAAGGAAGAUUGUGCUGGGUUUUGAAGACCGACCCAAAGCCUCAGGAUAUGCUGUGUAUCGAUCUUGGUUUCCCUCCGAUGAUCUCGCCAAGAACGAAAGGACGAAGCAUUUGGUGCUGAACGGCGACUCUCAUUCCGGAUGGAUCGGCGAAGACAAGCAUUUCCUGGCGGCGUCAAUAAAGAACGGCACAGAAUUCAGCUGGGUUCUGACACACAAAGAUGAUGCGGACAUUGAUGAGGACUGGCAAUUCCCAGGAGACAAGGAGGAGGUCAAGAAGAAUUUGCAAGGCUGGGCUCCAAUAGUUCACGACAUUGUUCAUGCCACACCUCCAGACCGACUCGUCGAUUACAAACUCGUCUUUCGGGAUCCAUUGCCGACCUUCAUCUCGCCCAAGGCUCGGAUUGCAUUGAUCGGUGAUGCUGCACACCCCUUCUUACCAACAUCAAUCCAAGGAGCAAGUCAAUCAAUGGAAGACGGCGUGACACUUGCAGUCACGCUCGAGAAAAGCGGCAAGGACAACGUUCCUCGCGGCAUUCGGGCAUAUGAAGCCAUCCGGUAUGAGCGCGUCCACAGAGCGCAGAAGACUGGCGUCACCACGCGCGAGCAAUGGCACAAGGCCGAUUGGGACAAGAUAUGGAAGGACGUCAAGUCUUUGCACCUGAAGCGGGAGGCCUGGCUUCUGGACUUUGACGCGGAAAAACACGCGUACGAGGUUGUCGACGAUGUGUUGAAGAAGCUGGAUCGAGGCGUGUUGACGAGGACCGACGGCGUAGCAGAGCCAGUUCCUAACGGAGUGCAGACGAGACUAGCUCAAGAGAUUGACCAGCUCGCAUAG